UAAAAUACUUUUUGAAAAUCCUCCGAAUGCCAGCUACACGGGCUCAGUGUCACUUCUGACAACGACGCCGAAGUGUUUUCUUUUACUUUGCGAUCCUCGGCGGAGCGCAAACAGAGGAGUUACCAAAGUCCCCGACACGCUCCAGCAAUGGUGACUUUACGCACGGGAUUUGAAGGCUGUUUGAACUGACUCCUGUUUCGUCUCAGCGCCGAAACUCUCCUAUCAUCAGCCAUAACAACCUUCCAGCUUGCAAGAAGCACGCAGCGCAUGUCAAAUAAGUGAAUGCAGGUGACGUUCAUGAAUUUUAAACUCAUCCACAAGUGAGAAGAGGGUGUUGGAGCUGAAGUCUCUUAUUUCUAAUGAUGUCUUCCAUGCGAGCAACGCCUCCCUUUCAACCACCGUCCGAGGAAGCGGAAGUGAUAGGUCAGGACAAUGCAGCCUGGACCUGUGACGAGCGAGAGGACCCAAAGGAGUCGGUGUCACCCCCUUUGCAUGACCAACCCCACCCGGAUGAACUGCAGCCAAUCAGAGAGAAACCGACGGAUGCUGAGUGGGAGAAUGUCGGUCCUGCUGUGAUGGACAAUGAAAGCAGUAAAGGCUGCUCGCUUUACUCCUACCGGACUAACUCUACCUCUCCACCCAAGCCAGAGGAGUGCUCCAGGGAUCGUGGGGAGCCCAUGAUCAGCCUCGCCUUCGGGACACCAGAGCGCCGCAAAGGCAGCCUGGCAGAUGUGGUGGACACACUGAAACAGAAGAAGCUUGUGGAGCUGACCAAGACAGAACAAGACGAACCGUCUUGCAUGGAGAGGCUCCUCUCCAAGGAUUGGAAGGAGCGUGUUGACCGCCUGAACGCCAACGAGCUGCUGGGGGAAGUGAAAGGUACACCAGAGUCGCUGGAAGAGAAGGAGCGCCAACUUUCCACCAUGAUCGGUCAGCUGAUCAGCCUGAGGGAGCAACUUCUUGCUGCCCACGACGAGCAAAAAAAGAUGGCUGCCUCACAGCUGGAGAAGCAGAGACAACAGAUGGAGCUGGCCAGGCAGCAGCAGGAGCAGAUUGCCAGACAACAGCAGCAGCUCCUGCAGCAACAGCACAAGAUCAACAUUCUCCAGCAACAGAUCCAGGUCCAGGGUCAUAUGCCUCCCCUGAUGAUCCCAGUAUUUCCCCAUGACCAGCGGUCUCUGGCUGCUGCUGCUGCUGCACAGCAAGGCUUCCUCUUCCCACCAGGCAUGUCCUACAAGCCAGGUGAAAAUUACCCGAUGCAGUUCAUUCCAUCUACAAUGGCAGCUGCAGCAGCAUCAGGACUCAGCCCAUUACAACUACAGCAGCUGUAUGCCGCCCAGCUGGCAAGCAUGCAGAUCUCACCGGGAGCCAAGAUGGCUCCCCUCCCACAGGCUCCCAACUCCUCCGGUCCCCUUUCCCCAUCCACCCUCAAGAGCGAGAAGCGAGCAUCCAGUCCUGUUGCUCAGAUUAAGGAGGAAGGAUCCACACAGCCAUUGAACCUCUCAGCCAGACCCAAGACAGCCGAGCCUCUUCGCUCCCCGACGUCCCCGACACAGAGUCUGUUCUCCGGAAACAAGACCAGCCCUUCAGGCAUGGGCAAAGGCCGCAUCCCCAGCCCCAUCCCCAGCAUGGGCAGGAACACCUCUCUGGACAUCCUGUCCAGCCUCAACUCCACGGCGCUGUUCGGGGACCAGGACGCGGUGAUGAAGGCCAUCCAGGAGGCCAGGAGCAUGAGGGAGCAGAUCCAGAGGGAGCAGCUCCACCAACAGCAGCAGCAGCCGGGACACCAGAGUCUGGAGGCCAAAUUGUCUGCCUUGAGCAACAUGAGCCUCAACAACGGCAACAAGGAGCGGCUGCACUAUGAGACUCUGAGCCAGCACCUAGGGAAGCUUGGGGAGGAUGCUGGGAAGAUGGUCCAUCGAGUCAUUGACCUGACGAGACCAGAAGAUCUGGACGGGAGUAGCAUCACAGAGGCGCGAGUGUUCAGGGAGGCACGAGGCAGGAACAGCAGCGAGCCCCAUAUCAAGAGGCCCAUGAACGCCUUCAUGGUGUGGGCCAAAGACGAGAGGAGGAAGAUCCUGCAGACUUUCCCUGACAUGCACAACUCCAACAUCAGCAAGAUUCUUGGCUCUCGCUGGAAAGCCAUGACCAACCAGGAGAAGCAGCCAUACUAUGAGGAGCAGGCCCGCUUAAGCAAGAUCCACCUGGAGAAAUAUCCCAACUACAAGUACAAGCCGCGGCCCAAGAGAACCUGCAUCAUCGACGGCAAGAAGCUGCGCAUCGGAGAGUACAAGCAGAUGAUGCGCUCACGGCGUCAGGAGAUGAGGCAGUUUUUCGUGGGGCCUCAGCCACCGAUUUCUUUGGGCAACAGCCCAGGAGGUGUUGGAGUUUACCCGGGCGCCAUAACUAUGGCAACAACGGCCACACCAUCCCCACAUCUGACCUCAGACUGCUCCAGCAACUCAGCCAGCCCUGAGCCCGCCAUCCCUGUCAUUCAGAGCACGUAUGGAGUGAAGUCCGAGUCUGGGGGUGGCGGAGGCAGCAACGGUGGUGGGGUUGCAGCCUUGGAUCUGCCCAGCGACCCCACCAACGGAGACGACGACAUGGACAUGUAUGACGACUUUGAGGACGAGCCCAAGUCAGACUAUAGCAGCGACCAUGAGACACGGGAGGCUGUCAGUGCCAACUGAGUGUGCUCAGAGUGUCAGAUGUAAAAAGAGAAGAAGAAAACAACUCCCGUUAUACUCAGAGACACUUCUUAAAAACACAGUUUAUUACAGAGACCUUCAGGCUGACUUUCAGGACAUGUUGCAUCAUGCACUGAGCAUGCCCCGAUCGGAUUUCAAAUCAGCAGACAUGCUCAGAAAGUUCUCGGACAGUAUUUUGAUGGACGUCCAUUUGAAGACAAGGGCCAGAGGGGGAAAUGUGACCCAAGAACAGAACCCGAACAAUCAUUCAGACAUCCAACUGACAAUGAACUUCAGUUUCCUACACUCUGACAAUCUUAACAGGAGCGUACAAGAGUUAGACAAGGGAGAGAAUGAGAGAGAAUGGGACAAAGAACAAAUGAGUGACGAACACAUUGCUGUGUGGUUUGUAAAGAGCAUGCAUGGAUUUUGAAGCAUUAGGAAAUGGUCUUCAGCAGCUAUUUGGUCUUAAAUGUUUAAGGAGUGAACUAGUUUUUAUCAUUAUGUAUUUACUUUUUGUGUUUUUUUUUUUUCCCUUUUGCUUUUUGUUCUAUAGACUUUUUUCUGACAGGUCACUGCCUGUACAAACUCUGGACUGUCGGAACUUGAAAUUUGGAAAAUUUUUAAUAUAAAUACUAGCUCUUGUAAUCUUAUAGUCUUACUUCUGUUUCUUACGAAUUCAGUGCUACAUCUUUUUUUUCUGACAAACUGCUUACAUUACAUUGCUGUUGGAUUCCUUUUUUUUUUUUUUUUUUUUAAAUAUCCCAGCUCAGGUAUGAUGUGCCAGCUUGUGAAUGUGUUUUUUGUUUUGUUUGUUUUCAUACAAAAAGAGUGGUAGGACUUUUCAGACUGUCAAUGAAAUAAAGGGAGAAAAUCCCUUCUAUUACAUUAUUAUUAUUAUUAUUAUUAUUAUUAUUAUUAUUUAGUAAGUGAGUACCCAGACAUUGUACAGAUUUUCUUCAAAUGUGCCAAACAUUCACAUUCACUCGGGAUGUUGUAGUCUUAAUUUCCAAUGCUGCAAAAAAGUCUUAUACAAUCAGUUUUUUCUAUCUGAUGAGAUGAUUUCCUUCUCAGUAAUUGCUGGCUCCCCUCCUAGCCCAAUCACAGGCAGAGCUCAGGGAGGAUAUGUUUUAAUCACACUCGCUCAGUCACACACACUUUGUGUCGCUCUCUGGCAGCCCCACCGGCCUCGAGACAUAGUUAGGAGAGCAACAUCGAAGGCGUCUGUUCCUGUAUUCCACUUCAUUGGUGCUUUCAUGAACCACAUUGCCCGUAGUUCCUUGUGGCCAAACACUUUUGCAGUAAGUGCGGUGCAGUAUAGUACCAGCAUAUGAGUCUGUCCCUUUAAAUCAGGCUAAAGGAUAUAUAUAUAUUUUCAGCUUAAUUUCACUUUAAGAAUGCCCGAGUCUUAAAUGUGCAUCUUAAGCUCUGCUCACACAACAUCAUAAGAAAGGGGAAGGAGCAGCCCCAUGACGACCCUACUGUAGGACAAGAGAUUCUAAUAUCAUGGAUCCCUUUACUGUAUUAUGUUUUCAAUCAGUACAAAAUUGUACAAAAUGUUACUAUUUUAUUAGCUUUUUCAUUUUUAAUUGUCUUCUUAGCAUCAAGUGGGAAAGAUAUGUUUUAAAACAGAAUUGAUAUAUUUGCAAAAAAAAAAAAAGGGGGUUUAUUAGCUGUUAUUUCAGAAGAUAACCUUUUUCUACGCUUGCGUGUAUAUUUUGAAGAGGAGUAAAUUAUUACGAGAAGAAUGGAGAGGAAAAAGGUGCAUAAUUCUCAAUCAUCCUCUUAGCCACAACCGCCCCAGUCAGAGCACACACAUUUUUCCACAGUCUGAAGCGAGAUGCUCCUCUUUCGUCUUGAUGCAGCCCAGCGGUCAGCAGCAUGCUGAGCGCACAAACUUUUUCCUCUGUUUUACCCAAAUGUCAUGUUCUUUCUCUGAAGACGCACCGUAGUUUUACGUCAUCUCCUUCUCACUGCAUUCUUUACAAUUUUUUAAUAUGUUUCCAUUUUCGAAAUCUUUGGGUGGUUUCUGGGUGCUCUGUUUAGCUGCUUCAUGCAUCUUCUGACUCCAAAAUUUCUCCUUAUGACCAUAUCUAGUAGUUUUUACUUGGAAAAGCUUCACAAGCUGGGACUAAACAUUGAUUUUUGCUUGCAAUACAAAAAAACCCAUCAUGCAUAGACAUUUCUGUUAGUGUCAUACACAUUCUAAGCACUGGAUAUAAAUUCUAUGUUUGUUUUUUUUUUGUUUUUUUUUGUAGUAUUUGACUAAUGUGAAGUUGUUGUUUGAUUUAAACAUGAUAAAUUAGAACAGUCAAAAGUCACAUUUUUGGAGCCUCCUUCAUGCCAGGCACCAGUGAAUUGCCAUUUCUUUAGAAACAUUUCAUUUAUUUAAGCAAAUUUUGAUGCCGCAGCUCUAGUGCCGCCUAAAGGGGUCACAUCACCUCUAACCUCAUGCUCUUGUCAGUUGUGACCUGCAGAGGCAGAACACAAAUUUCCUGGUCGCACACAUUUUUUUUUUUUUGUGAUGAGUAUUGUAUUUGAAAUUCAAUUGUGCGUUUUAACAUUUCAUUGUAUUUAUUAGCCAACUUUGGCUCUAAAAAGUGUCAGUACAACUUGGUGAGAAAGACAAUCAAAAAAAAUAUAUAUAAAUAAAAAAAAAGUAAAGACUUGAGAUUUUCCUUACAAA
Stegastes partitus (bicolor damselfish) is the source of this 5373-nucleotide messenger RNA. Its product is annotated as SRY-box transcription factor 6. The record is from RefSeq and is a predicted model, not a curated record. Gene Ontology annotation, cellular component: nucleus. Bases 360 to 2690 code for a protein of 776 amino acids. The transcript is spliced from 16 exons. Gene Ontology annotation, biological process: cell fate commitment; central nervous system development; regulation of transcription by RNA polymerase II. Gene Ontology annotation, molecular function: DNA-binding transcription factor activity, RNA polymerase II-specific; RNA polymerase II cis-regulatory region sequence-specific DNA binding. NCBI's taxonomy places the organism in Eukaryota, Metazoa, Chordata, Actinopteri, Pomacentridae.